Messenger RNA from Salvelinus sp. IW2-2015, 7951 nucleotides. RefSeq names its product MAX gene-associated protein-like. NCBI's taxonomy places the organism in Eukaryota, Metazoa, Chordata, Actinopteri, Salmoniformes, Salmonidae. The transcript is spliced from 20 exons. Gene Ontology annotation, molecular function: protein dimerization activity. The record is from RefSeq and is a predicted model, not a curated record. The coding region runs from base 20 to 6472 and encodes 2150 amino acids.
UCUCUCAUUGUGUUGUAGCAUGAAGAAAGAUUAUCUCUCUACUACUCACCCUGUGGAGGCUGAAGUCUCAGCGAGGCUGAGGAGAGUUGCCCCUACAGCAGACUCCGAUGCCAGCCAGACUGAUGUGUCUGCCAGUGAGGAGGGGAUAGAUCUUGGCGAUAGUGACGGUGACCACGUCUUCCACAGACGGUACCUCCAAGCCCAGCUAGCCCUGUCUUCAGGAGCCUCCAGGCCUGGGGAGAGACAGGGGUCUGGGGAGGAGAGACAAGGUGGGGCUGGGACGGACCCCUUCAUACAGGCCAGCCUGACUGCUAACACUCAUAAUGCUACACAGUAUGCUGUGUUAAACACAAACAGCUGUUCAAAGCCUUCAGAACCUUCCACUGUAGAACCAAUGAAGUCUGAGGUUCCGUCCUCAAAGAAGGUUACGCUUGUAGAACCCACCAUGACCUCGCCCAUUUUGGUUGCCGAACCUCAAGAGGGCAAGGCUGCCAGCUUAACCCCUAAAACAUCCAAAUUACAGAAGAUCGCUCCCAAACCUUUCCCCCCUAUCCCCUCACCUUCACCUCCAACCCCCACCGCCUCACCCUUUGCCGUCCCAAAGCCAUGGAAGAAGGGGCGGAAAUCAGGGGGCAAUCGUUGGGGCAAUGCAGGAAAAGUCACUAAGGGGACUAAGGUGGCGAAAGCGGCUGUCACGUUAACAAGCAGCCCGGUAACUGUCGCUAUGCAGCCGCAACUGGACGACGUGGAGGGUCUACUUUUUGUGUCCUUUACUUCCAAGGAAGCUCUUGGUGUCCAUGUGGAGGAUAUGCCACCAAGUAACACGUCACCAGUCGUGCAGGAACACCCAGAGAAAACUGAUGGAAGCAGGUCCUUUGUCUCCAGGACAGGGAAGACCAGUGACCUGACCAAAAUCAAGGGUUGGAGGGACAAGUUCAUCAGGACCAGAGUGUCCUCUCCGAACCCCAACCGCUCUGCCUUCUGCAGCGACAUGCUCGACCAGUACCUGGAGAGAGAGGCCCAGCGAAUCAGAGCCUGCACCGACGCCUUCUCCCACAACCCCCUGGGCUCCGUGGCCUAUCAGCUACCUGUGACCAGCUACGUGCGGACCCAGGAGAGCGUUUUGAAGAUGCACGCCCCUCCGCCUCACCCACCUGCCUUCUGUAGACCCUGCCCCCUCUCCCAGAAACCUCUUCUGUACGCUGCUCUAAAGAAGCCCCCUCCACCUAUCAAAGACCACGUGACCCCUCCUAAAGCAGCCAAGCCCAAACCAAAACAUGCACCGCCACAAGGCAAACAGCACCAUAUAACACCAGAACAGUGCAAAGGCAGAUUCGCCUCUGUACUACGGCCCAUUCAGGACUCCAACAGUAACAAAACAACUGCUGCAGAAGCUACAGCUGAGGUGAAAGUCACCAGCCCUAAUGCACAAAGGUCACUUCCAGGUAAGGGGGCAGUGAGGAGGGACACCAGCCCAGGAGGAAGCCUCUCCAGCGGGUUGAGUGGCCUUUCUAAGAUCCAGCUGAAAAUGAUGGAGAUGGAGGAUGCCACGUUCUACCAGGGACACGACAGAACACACAUCACUACUGAGAGGGUGGAGAAGGCCCUGAUGGCCCUGCUCACUGCACAGGGUCUUUCUAAGAUUAGAGUCCCCAAUGCCAGCCCAGUGGACGGUCCAGAGUGUGGUUCUGAGUUCUGCAGGCUGGGGUGUGUGUGUUCCAGCCUGGCCCGGGUGUCCAGGGGUCCACUCCACUGCUACAGGCCAGACUGUAUGUUGGGCUGCUCCUGCUUCAAAUGCAAGAUCACCAAACAGACCACAGCAGCAGAGAAUCACCAGAACCAGAUGCUUCCCGUUUACACUAUGUCUAAGGUGGACCAUGAGGUCCAGCCCAAUCGAGGCAUCCGCGUCUUUACCCUGUGGGACCUCACCUCAGGGGUGGACCCAGAGCCCCUCUUCAUCCCCAAAACUGCUGCCAACAUACCCAUCAAGCCUCUAACCAGGAUCUACCACCCUCGUCUCACCCCUAAGCUGCGAGAGGAGGACAAGGACCCAGUCCACAAGUACGUUGAGAGUGUGAUGACGUGUGCCAGCGUCAGAGAGUUCAACACCAAACCCACUCCCCAGGUGCUGCCACCACAGGUGCACCUAUUCAACGACAGUAACGGUUUCAUCAUCCCCAGCAGCGGAAAGAAGAAGAUUGCUGCCAUCCUCUCACCUCCAACUAAACCAGUUGUACCAAUGAAGAGUCCUCCCACCCAGGCCAAGAAGCCUGAAGGUCCUCCUGAGCCCACCAUAGAGCUGGAGAUCCAGUCAGAGUGUAACUGGUACCAGCAUCAGAAACUGGUCCUGGGGGUUCUGUGUCGACGCAUGGCCCAGAACCGUCUGUCCGAACCCUUCAACAUCGGCCGCUACCACGUCCGCCUCCUCUCCAACACACACACAUGCAAGGCCGAGGGCAACAUCAUCAUAUUCAAGGUGUGCAUCAGUAAGGCUGAAGACGACAAUACCGAUGAUGUUGACCAAUCCGAUAGUGAAGUCACAGAUGACAGUGAUGAAGAUGAGAAGGAGGAAGAGGGCUUCCCUAAGCCAGAGCCUGAGAAGCCGGAGGUGCAAGUCGGCGUGACUUGCUUUCUGACUGGAGUGGUGCCAGCAGGCAGACUGAGAGCCAGGAAGAAACAACCAGCCUGCCCUGCUGUAGGACUCAUCCAGGUGAACGGUAAAUCAUACUCCCAGGCCCGGCUGCUGCUGGGGCAGAUGGGAGCUCUGCACCCGACCAAUCGGCUGGCCGCGUUCGUCACCGGAAGGUUGCGCUCUGUAGCGAAGGGCCCUCAGAAGCCUCUCUCCUGCUCACCCAGGUUGAAGAAAACACCUGGGGGUGCUGGGCCCUUCAAGACAGCAGGCACAGCUGUUACUCCUUUAGGCAGUAGUAGUGUGACAUCUAUGUCUAUGGCCCAGAAAGUAUUCCAGACACCAGCAGGGAAGAACACGCUUCCUCCCUACAAACCACCAUGGUCCCUAGGUGUCACCAAAUCUAAAGGAAAAACCUCCACUAGUCAAACCACCACCACCYCAGACCCUAAAGACCCAGCCGGCUCUCACCUGCUGCUGAUCCCCAUGGCCCCUCCUCCUGCCCCAGGCUCUCGUCCUGGUGUGGUGCCCCCUGCAGGGAAGAAGAUGCUACUACAGACAGUCGCUUCCUCCCAGGGCUGUAAAACGUAUCAUCAGACCAACGGACACCUGAUAAAACCGGUACCUCUGAAUCAGAUAUGUCACAUAGAGGCCAAGAAUCAAAAAAAUACCCCUGGUUCUGCUAUCAAGCCAUCUACCCGCAAAACACUCCCCCCUCCCCCCCAUCUCACCUCCAUCCACAACCCUCCCCACUCCCCCCACAUCAAAUUCAUCACAGGCCAGUCGGGUGCCUUCACCCCAUCCCAGACCUCAUCGUCUUCCCCCGUCUCUCUGACCAUCUCCUCCUCCCUGAAGACCCCCAGCUUCCUGGGCCAGAUUGGGACCUACUCCUUCAGGAUCUGUUCACCUAUUGCAGGGGACCAGGGCACAAGGGGCCCAGGCCAGGGCACCAUGGAAGGCCCAGCCGGAGUGGCCCUGCCUGGGGGCUUCACCCUCAUCCAGCUCCCUAAACCUGGAGGUACUGGUGGUUCUCCCAGCCUACCCAAACUAAUCAGAACCACAGCUGUGGGUGAAGCGGUAGCAGCCAGAACUUUGCAGCAAGGAGUGCCUCAUCUGGAGACCAAAUCUUCCUCUGGACCUGCAGGUGGAAAGGCCCAGAAGAACCAGAAAGGAACCUCUUCUCCCUCACCUCUAGCCUUGAUAGAAGUUCAAACGGAGACUGUGCAAUCUGCAAAAUUCUCCUACACCCCAGAGUUAAAUACCAAUACACCUGACUCCAGAUUAGCUCUAGCCCAGAAGAAACAGAGUCUGACUCAGUCAAAGGGCCUUAAAUCUGACCUUAGAUCAGCCAAAGUCAAUUACUCUAGUCCCACAGAGCUGACCUGUGAGGUGGGGGAGAGGGGUGAUGUGGGGGAGGGCUCGCGACCGUGGAGCCCAGAAUCAUAUCAGAAAGACACAAAGUUCAGUCAGUUUACGACUCUGAGAAUGCAUGAGAACGGGCAUCCUGAUUUUAAUGUUGAGGACUCGGACUCGGAUCCGGGUGACUCGUCGGAUGACUCGGAUUCCGACAGUGAUAAAUAUGCCGAGGAAGAAGAGGAGGAAGCGGUUGACAUUGAGACGGUGGAGGAGAGGAGACMGGGCAUCACCAUCCCUCAGAUGAGAGUCGCUGUCAAACACACACAACAAAACAGUCAGGAUGAGGAAACAGCACCAAAGGAAACGCAUCAGAGGGAAAAGAGAGAGGAGGAUGGGUCUGGCGAGGGAGGGGGUCGUAAGAACCGUACCCUGACGGAGAGGUUGCGUCGCGGCGAGCAUCAGGAACUCUUCACCAGACUCAAACAGGUGCUGUUCAUGGAAAAACUGGACCCCAAGGUCUCGAAGCUUCACCUCCUUUCACAAGCUCUGAAGGAGAUUCGUWCCCUGUCGGUGGACUCRGAGUCUCUGGAGGAGAAGAAAAGGAUGCUSACUGAGAUCCAGUCUGUCUAUGUCAAGGAGAUUACGUACAUUUCUGGGAAGCCAGAGGAGCAGAUCAAGGCCAAGCUGAAGGAGAUCUGGGAGAAGAAGAGAGCUCUGGCUGCCCAGAGAAGAGCAGAUGUGCCCUCUACCUCUGUCUAUAUCUCCUCUACCUGCCAGCUCUCAUCCACCGCCUUCACCCCUAGUCCCAACACCCUGACAGUGUCCCAGUUGUCUCGGGCUAGCUCUCUGGGUCAGGCAGGUGCAGCUAGGGGCUCUGUGAAACCAGUGGCUGCUGUUCUACGCACCGAAAGCGGCAAGAUCAUACUUCCUGCUUCCAUACCAGCAGGAGGAGCGGUCUGCCCAGUGAAGGUUAUGAAGAGACCAUCAACGGUCACCUCCCUCUCCACCACCACCACCUCAGCAGCCAAGGAGGCUGUGGAGAAGGAGUGUACACCCCGGAUUAUCCACCCCUCUCAGCCCCUCUCGCAGACCCCUAGCCCACAGUGCUCUGCGUCUGCCACUGACCCCGAGAAGAAGGACCAGGGUAGAGUGUCUGGGGAGGCUGAGCAGUCCUCAGACAGCCCAGCAGAGGAGAGGCCAGAGGUAGGUAAGGAGGAACCACAGGCCCCUGUCUGUAAUGGAUCCAUGGAAGAAGAGACGUCCACAGAGAAAGACAACAUAUCAACUCCUACAGAGAAGAAGUCCCUUAUCAAUAGAAACUUGAUCAAUAGGCUUUCUGUUAUGAAGUAUCCCCUCGCGGACAGCGCUCCCCUAAACAGUGUCAUCUGGAGGCCAUUGGAGAAACCGCAGGCGGUGGGUGAGCGCGAUCCAGGAGGCUGGGGCCUGUCUCUGACCAAGGGAGAGGCAGCCGUACUGGUGAAGGCUCUCUCUGAACACGAGGGCAUAGAAGUGGGACGGAAGGGAAAGGAUAGUGUGGUCACACCGAAGCGCAAGGAUAACCUGGUCCAACACAAUGGAAAGAAGAGCUCUGUGACACUGAAGGGCAAGGGUAGCUCAGUCACACAGAAAAGAAGGGAUAGCUCAGAACUACAAAAAGAACAGGAUAGCACAACGUCUCAGAAAGAAACGAACAACUUGGUCCCACAAAAAGGAGAGGAUAGCUCGGGCCCACCGAAGGAAGAUUAUAGCUUGAUCACUCAGAAAGCAAAGGACGGCUUGGUGACAUCAAAGGAAAAGGAUUGCUGGCUGACACAGAAGGGAGGGGGAGGCUUGGCAGAUGGCUUGGAGGCUCCAACUGUGAAGAGAACACGACGACCACCGCGCUUGGACAUUAAAUCCCCACCAACUGAACAUAUCACUACUACCCCUGUGGCAACGACUGGGGGUGGCCCGGCCAACGUUACACAAGCCACGGGUAGUGCRCGUACCCCAGUGUCUCGACCUGGGGGUAUUCUUGUGACUGACACCGGGGAUGGUGAAAACCAACUAACCCCAAGGGAACCUACGAGGCAGGGUAGGACUCCUAAAGUACGACGGGUUGGGGUUACUACUAGUCCUGUGGUGAUGACUGGGCCUGGAGGUAACUCUGCCAAAGUGACUCCAGCUGGGGGUAACCCUGUGAAGAGAGCUGCCAGUAGCCCUGCCACUCGGGGUAGGCCUCCUAAAGUACGGAAAGCUGGAGAUAGCCCUAGCCCAGCCCCUGGGACUCGGGCUGGGUUAAGCCCUGUGGUGAAGACUGAUGGCAGCGCAGCCAAACCAACACGGGGAGAUAGCCCGGCCAGGACAACCCGAGCUGGGGUUAAUAGCUCUGCAGCAAUGACUAAAGGAAGCCCGGGUAAAACACCACAGGCUAUGGGUCGGCCUGGAACACAGCCUGUGACCCGCUCUGUCGGGGGGAAGAGGACAAUGAGGUCUGACAAGGCCUAGUGGAGCUGAGACGAAGGCUGCAUUUCCACACUGCCUCCAUUGGUGCAUCUCGAUACAGUGUGGCUCAGUUGGUAGAGCAAGUCUACUGUAAGUCGCUCUGGAUAAGAGUGUCUGCUAAAUGACUCAAACGUACAGUAGUUGUCUACCUCGUUUCCUCUCCCUUCACUCCAAGGAGGAUACAUUUCAGCCUAGUUCCAACCAGAGGAACAAGGGAAUCAUACUCAACACGUCACGUCAACAGAUGUGUCAUUAACUAACUGUCAUUAAAGGCUGCACUCAGGUCCAGUAAUCCCAUUGAGACCGCCACAUGUGCCUGUUCACAAAUCCAAAGGACCCUGGACAGUUGUUUGUGUGAGUUAACCCCGUCGCAUCUUUAGUACUCAUUUGCCUGCCUGCCUGCCUGCCUACUCGUGAAUACACAACAAAGCAGACAAUAAUUUACACCUACAGGACAGUCAGUUUUCAGAACAUCUCUAGUCAUUGAGCGAAACGUUAAAUGAAUGAACUGUAUGCAUGUAUUGAAGGUUUGGCUGCUGUUUCAGUAGUUGUACAUGGGACAUUAGCCCCAUGUUGGGGUGAAUGUGGGAUGUCCUACUUUUUUGGUGAAGUCAAUAUUGUUAUUAUGUUGUAGAAAGUUGAUUACUUCUGUUAUUUAAUCAUCAAAGUAAUUGUUGAAGAUAAGUUCUAGGGAAGGUCUGUACAAAAAUUAUGAACUUGCAUGACCACAAAACAGGUCAAUUACUUUCUGGUCCAUUUUAAAGUUACCAAUAGGCCCUAAUCUUUGCAGCUGAAAAUCAUUGAUUUCAGAUACAUCAUUCAUGUGUUUGUUCAUUUCAGAAAACCCUGUAAAUGUUAUUUCUAUGCCACCGUAAAGACGAUGUAUUAUAGCAGCGCUUGUUGUGUACAGUCCUUUUAAAUACACUCUUAAUUUCAUUACCAGGCUUUUGGGAGUUCUCAUAAUUAGUACUUUUAAGUCUUUAGCGAAUAGAAUUUCUACUAUUCCUUUUAUUAUUUCUACACAGUCACAACCAUAAAUAUUAAACUUUUAAAAGUUAAGUAUUUGAAUUUGCCUUAUGAAUUGCUUCCCUGUCUGUUUUACAAUGGACCUCCUCGUUCAAUGAUUCUCAUGUCUGAUUUUUGAGGAAUUUAUGCAUAACAUGUCAACAUUUUUGUUAUUUGACUUGUAGUCAAAAGACAUUUGUUUCAAUCUUGUGUGUCAAACAAUCACGAUUAAAGCCUACUGUGAGUGUGUGUGUAUAUACAAAUACUCUUUGUAAAUGUUUGUCUGACUUGAGUGUUGAAUAAUGCUCCUCGAUGCAUUUGUUUGUAAAGAAAUGACUGCUAUGUCAGUCACAGAUGUGCUGGCACGAUACUGUGGCCUUGAAAAUGAAUUAAGCCGUAUACAUUUCUUUGGUGUGGCGGCAGUUGUAACCUGCACGAAACGCCACGAGGUGGUAGAACAGUAUCGAAUGUGGAAUA